AUGCCCGAAAAUGAAGAACAGUGGCUAUGCGAAUCCAAGAAAUUUGAAGAGAAGUGGGACUUCCCCCAUGCUGUUGGAGCCAUCGACGGAAAGCAUGUAGCAAUACAAUGUCCGCCCAAAAGCGGGAGCGAAUACUUGAACUACAAGUCCUUUUUCAGUUUUGUAUUAUUUGCGCUUGUCGACGCUGAUUAUAACUUCAUGUUUGUGGACGUUGGAUGUCAAGGCAGGAUUUCAGAUGGUGGAGUUUUCAAAAAUUCUCAGUUGUACGACAAUAUUGAAAAGGGCAACUUGAAACUUCCCCGACCAUCUCCACUGCCGAAUUCGAGUAUCCCCAGCCCGUACGUCAUUUUGGGGGGACGAUGCUUUUGCAUUGAGUGA
Molecule: messenger RNA, 378 nt
Organism: Homalodisca vitripennis (glassy-winged sharpshooter)
Lineage: Eukaryota; Metazoa; Arthropoda; Insecta; Hemiptera; Cicadellidae
Exons: 1
Coding region: 1-378 (125 amino acids)
Source: RefSeq, a predicted model, not a curated record